AUGCCCUUGGCGGUUUUCGCACUGGUUAUUCAUCGGUACAGACCGUCAAGACUGGUCAUUGCUCCUUACGAGUCAUAUCCCCAACUUGCCGAAUAUCUACCCAAAGACCAAUUCGAUUCGCACAUGCUCACCUUGCGACAACUCGUACGAAAAGAAUACCCCAAUAUUUAUCCAGACACGUACAUGUUCAUGUCGGCCAUUGGGUUCGUCAUUGCCACUGCAGCGUUUUCAAUAGUUGCCCGAGGCCUUGAAAUAUCCAUGUGGUAUCCAUUGUUGAUCUUGGUGGCUCCCGCUAUUCUCGCCUAUUGGACGACACGAAGACGUAGUAUACAUUACAUCAAGAUUAACAAUUUCCAAGAGCAUCUUCAACAAUGUCUAAAGGAUCUUUCAGAAUUGGAUCGACCACAUCAAGUGCGAUGGGAUUAUCGGCGAUUACGUGAUUAUGAUACUGCAAGAGACUUGCAUCUACCACCUCCUCUCAACAAUUGGAGUAUUAGCUUGGUUAUCGAAGCAGUGCAGAUUGAUCCAGAAGCUGAGGUCAUUGCUCGUGGGAUGACGGGUGGUGAUACGUUACCAAGUUAUGGAGCAGCAACGCAUGAUGUGGUAUUGGAUAUGGGACCUGAUUUACAGUGUGAUGAUGAUCGUCAUCCAUUGGAGUCUAUGCGUGAGAUGGAUGUAACGGAUCAACAACGAAUAUUGCCACCAUCGUAUCUUGAGGCAUCUUCUUCUUCACCAUCACCAUCAUCACCACCUACGCAACCACCCUUACCAGCACAACCUCCUCCGGCUUAUGAUGCUGUGGAUCGUCAUGAAGAACAACAGCAAGAUCAAAGUACCCCAACAACCCCUACUGCUACUACGACUACUACUACUGUAUUACCGAAUUCAGACACCCAUAAUCAUACGACCACCCACUAA
Messenger RNA from Lichtheimia ornata, 918 nucleotides. RefSeq lists its product as uncharacterized. Lineage: Eukaryota; Fungi; Mucoromycota; Mucoromycetes; Mucorales; Lichtheimiaceae. The transcript has 3 exons. The record is from RefSeq and is a predicted model, not a curated record. The coding region runs from base 1 to 918 and encodes 305 amino acids.